Messenger RNA from Pristis pectinata (smalltooth sawfish), 5818 nucleotides. RefSeq names its product family with sequence similarity 193 member A (gene fam193a). Bases 419 to 4924 code for a protein of 1501 amino acids. The record is from RefSeq and is a predicted model, not a curated record. NCBI's taxonomy places the organism in Eukaryota, Metazoa, Chordata, Chondrichthyes, Rhinopristiformes, Pristidae. The transcript has 22 exons.
CGCCGGGAUACGGCCCUGCACUCUCCGCCAUAUUGGAGUGGGGUUCGGAUCCUGUCAGAGGGAGAGAAGCGGAGCCGGAGCCGGAGCCGAGCCGGACCGGGACCGGGACCGGAGCCGGGCCGCGGGGGUCUCAGCGCGUCCCUCCUCCUGCCCGCAUACCCACCCCCCCCACCACCACCACCCCCCGCUCCCGGACCUCCCUCUGCCGGGCGCCGGCCGAGUCCUCGCACACAGAGAGAGAAGGGGGACAGAGGAGACGGUCCCCACCCCCCCCCCUCCCUCCUCCGCCUCCCCCCCCGGGGCAGCGCCGCACCGACCCCCCCCCCCCCACACACACACACACACACACACAACCCCACCCCUCUCUCCCCGCUCCAUCUCCAAGCCGCCUCGGCUCCUCCUCCGCCGCCCACCGGCCAUGAGUCCGGCCGACGCCAAGCGAGCCAAGCGGAGGAAAAACAAGCGGGGCGGCGGCGGCAAGGCGGUGAGCCGUCAGCAGAAAGCCCUGGCGCCUUCGAGCAGCAGUGGGAGCGGCGGCGGCACCAACGGCACCUUGCACGGGGAGGUUUCCAUAAAUGGCACACAGCUGUCAGAUGGGUCUGUGGGGUCAGAGUUCACAGGGGUCCCUCAGACCCCCUUCACUUUUGGUCUGGGUCAGAGGGCACCGUACUCAACUGGAGAACGAUGUCUUCUGUGUCGAAGUGAACGCAAAGACUCUUCGCUCUCUGAGAGUGGGAUUACAAACCCAAACAAAAUGGCACUUUCUACAUCUCCAAAAACAAACAGCAUAUUGCACCUUCCGCUUUGGGUGUGUCCAGACUGCAGGCGUACAGUUGAAAAGGAUGAUCGGCAAGUUUCUCUGGAGCAGACUCUAGUGAAUCAAGACUUCUUAUUGCAUAUGCCAAUGGCUAAUAAUGGAGCACCCCAGGACUCGAUAGGUGGAAGACUGGCUGUUGGAGCUCAGUCUGUACCUGGUACAGAUGUCAAUGCCCCUGCAACUUCAGAAAUAGCUUGCAACUGUGAGGCAUGCAAUGAACGCAGAGAAAUAUCAGUCGAGAACGAACGAGAAUCUCAGCAGCUUCAGCAUUAUUGGUCAGAGGUACGUUAUAUGGUUCGAUGUAUUUAUCGCCAAGCUGGGACGCCGCUGGCUGAUGAUCAAGAUCAGUCACUGGUUCCAGAUAAGGAGGGAAUGAAAGAAUUGGUAGACAGGUUAUGUGAACGUGAUCCUUACCAGCUGUACCAACGUUUGGAGCAACAGGCUAGGGAAUAUGUUUUAGAAAUGAAGGUACGCUUGCUUCGACAUCUAUCACUGGGAUCCAAAGUAACAACUGUGGUGCAGGGCCCACCACAGGCUCAUCAGUUCAUCUCACUCCUGUUGGAGGAAUACAGUGCACUCUGUCAAGCUGCUCGCACAAUCAGCACCUUCCUCAUCACGCUGGAAAGUGAACAUUUGAAGAAAUUCCAGGUGACAUGGGAACUUCAUAAUAAGCACCUAUUUGAAAACUUGGUGUUCUCCGAUUCACUUCUGCAAAGUAGCCUACCGUCACUAGUAGCACAACUUCGGCUGGGUACGGCAUCUCACGACACAUACAGUGAGGACAUGUAUAGUACAUUACUACAACGAUACCUCCAAAUGGACCAGGAGAUGAGAAGAGUUGCAGCGGAGUGGCUAGAAUGCCAAAAGCGAAUAGAUGAUUAUGUGGAUGAACAGAUGGCGAUGAAAACCAAACAGCGCAUGCUAAAGGACGACUGGGAGUUCUUCAAACAGCGCCGGUUAUUAGAGGAGCAGCUUACAAACAGCAAGAAAGCACUAACUGGAGAAAAUAAUUUCACAGAUACAAUGAGGCAUAUGUUGUCAUCACGACUGAGCAUGCCUGAUUGUCCCAACUGUAACUACAGGCGCAGGUGUACCUGUGAUGACUGCAGCCUCUCACACAUUCUCACAUGUGGCAUCAUGGAUUCACCUAUUCCUGAUGAUCUUUCUAUUAACACAUUACCAUUGCAAGUAGAAGCGGCUCCAGAUUACCUCACAGAAAUAUGCCCACCCAGCAUGUCGUCUGCAAGCUCGGGAUCUGGUUCAAGUUCACCCAUCACCAUUCAACAACAUCCACGGCUCAUCCUUGCUGAUAGCAACUCAGCCCCCACCUUUGGCAGUGAUGAUGAAGAUGUGACACCCUUAUCAGCGAAAUUUGCAGACAUAUACCCACUGAACAGCUAUGAUGAUGCAGAAGUUGUAGCCAACAUGAAUGGUAUCCACGGAGAACUCAAUGGUGGGGGUGAAAACAUGGCAUUGAAGGAUGAGUCUCCCCAGGUAAGCAGCACCAGCAGCAGCUCCUCGGAAGUUGAUGAUGAGGAUGGCGAUGAUGGAGAGAGCAGCAGUGAACCCCCUGUGUCUCACACGGAGGAAAUGCCUGGAAAGAGGGCAGCUAGAAAGGAAGAAGUGAGGGACAGCCCACCACCGUCAUAUCCCAGUCAGCAGGCUGACCAGGUUCAGAACGUUUGUGAAUGCCAUGUCUGCAAGCAAGAAGCCUCUGGACUGAAUACGUCUGCUCUUGCGCCUGGGCGCCUACCCAGCGGCCAUCAGUUUUUACCCACAGAGAAGCCUUCGCAUCCUGCUCUUCACCUUUAUCCUCACAUCCAUGGGCAUUUACCACUGCACACCAUCCCUCACCUGCCUAGGCCUCUCCUCCAUCCUACCCUAUAUGCAACAACUCCUCCGUUCACGCACAACAAGACUCUUCAAUCAGCCCCACUUCCCAAUCACACGAGCAAACAUCAGGUUUUCAGUGCAUCCCUCCAGGACCACAUCUACCAGAGCUGUUUUGGCAGUACUGACUGGAACAACCCACUCCUCACCUCCCAUAAAUUGGCAAGUCUUUGGGGAUCAGAACUAAUAAAUGGGGAAAAACCAUGGAAUCCUGCUGCUUUCCUCCCAGAAACGUUGUCUGGUGACAUGUUGCGGUCACCACUCCCAGAGAUUAGGCCAGAAGCACUUCCCCCCACAACCAGCACAGACACCGUUGUCACGGAUACCAAGGAGAAAAAACCUGCAGCAAGGAAAAAAUGUCUUUACAAUCCCCCUGCCUCCAUGGAAACCAACAAAGUCAUCAUGGCAACGUCCUCAGCCACAUCCUCUGUCUCAUCUACAGCCACUACUGUGCAAUCUAGUUCCAAUCAGUUUAAGGUUUCAUCAAAAAGACCUACGUCACUAGGUGAGGUGUUCCACAAUUUAGGUAAAGAAGAUCACAGACAUCCCACACCAGUCGCACCUAGGAACAGCCCCACAGGUUUAACAUCUCUUCCAUCUCUCACACCCACGCCGCUGUCCCCUGCCUCUGCACCUCACAUGCCUAACCUUGUGACUUCACCUUUUCCAAAGACAGCUUCAACUGCCCCAGGUUUUAUCGACCCCCAUUCUGGGCUCUGUCCAACCUCAACUGCACCCCCUGCAGCUACUGCAGAAAGUUCAGUGAGUGCAUCAGCCAGCGUCUGCAGUGACCCUGACUGCGAAGGGCAUCCGUGUGCGAGUGGCAAUGUGUACGAUCAUCAGCAGUUUGAUGGCGAAGAAAGUCAAGAUGAAGACAGCUGCUCAGAACAUAGCUCUAGUACCUCAACAUCAACCAAUCAGAAGGAAGGAAAAUACUGUGACUGCUGCUACUGUGAAUUCUUUGGGCAUGGCGGGCCACCUGCUGCGCCAACGAGUAGAAACUAUGCAGAAAUGCGGGAGAAGCUCCGUUUACGGCUCACCAAGCGGAAAGAGGAGCAGCCAAAGAAAGCAGAUCCGAUCCUUGAGAAAGAGCAGAUAGUAGACCAUAGAAAAGUAGAAGAUCUAUUACAGUUUAUAAAUAGCACAGAAUCAAAACCAGUCAGCAGCUCGAGGGCAGCUAAACGAGCACGGCACAAGCAACGAAAGGAAGAGAAGGCUCGCCUUGAGGCAGAGGCCCGUGAGAGAGAACAGUUGCAACUGCUGGAGGAGCAGCGGCAGCGGGAAGAGGAAGAGCGACUGAAGCAGGAGCUGCAGCGCCUUCAGGAGCUGCGGCAAAUCCGCUCGGCCAAGAAAAAGAAAAAAGAAAGGACUAAGGAGUCCCAAAAAGGCGAGUGUUUUCUGCAGAACGCGCGGCUAAAGGAGGCCGCUGCGGAUCUGAUGAACAGUGGCGGUAAAUCCCAGCAGCCAGACACUGUUACGAAACCCGACAACACUCCACCCGAGCAGGCGGGCAGCAAGGAAGAGCAAAGGGCGGGGCCGGAACCUAGUGCGGCACAGCUGACGCCAGUGAAUGGAAAAGACCCUCGAGUGCCCCAAGCCCCACCUCAACGGGAGGGAAAGACCAAGCAGCCGGAGGCCAACGUCGGCCCAGACCCCACAGUGGUACAAAAUGAAGUAAAUAGCAAGCAGAAGUUAAAACCGCAGGCAAUCAAAUCGAGUACCGAGCGGCCGUCAAAGCCAGCCGAGGGCUUCAGACCCUGCGACGUGCACCAGAAAACCUCGGCUAAGUGUCAGCCUGAGGUGGGAGCACCCAAACCAAAGCUGUCCGAGUGCCAAAUGUUGACGGAGCAGAAGAAGGGAGUCAAUGGCAACGGGAGGAAGCUCAACCACGUGAAGGAAGACCGUCUACCAGCAGUGAGUGAACCUGCACCUUCCACUGAUCAGCAACAAGUUAACAAAAGUACUGCAGAAUCGCCCCAGCCCAAAGGAAAGGCCAAGAAAAACAAAAAGAAGAAAAGCGAUAAGCUGAACAACUCCAUCGAUGAUGUGUUCCUACCUAAAGACAUCGAUUUGGACAGUGUGGAAAUGGAUGAAACCGAGAGAGAAGUAGAAUACUUCAAGAGGUUCUGCUUGGAUUCAGCCCGACAAACCAGACAGAGGCUCUCCAUCAACUGGUCCAACUUCAGCCUGAAGAAAACCACUUAUGCUGCUCACUGAUCAGAUGACAAGUUCCCCGAAGGAACCAACAUACGACUCUGAAUAUUCUCACUUGGAUACACAGUACUCCGCUGCGCUGAGAGCUAACCGGGUCGUCGAUCCUGGAACUGCCUUGCCUUUUCCCCCUGCCCCCACCAUUACCAGUUCCCCCCCACUGCUGUGUGAGAUUCUGCACUGGGAUAGGGUGCAGAGCACCUUGGUCCUUCUGACUUUGUUGCAGUGUAUGGAGAGAGAGUUGGCCAGCUGUUGAUCCACUUUCUCCUUACCUGAUUUUUUUUUUUUGUUUGCUUGUGUGUUUGUAGUCUGUGAGUGGAACUUGCUCAACAGUAGCCACAACCUGCUUGGGUUGGAGCUCAAACAGCCUUCUGUCUCUGGCACUUCCGCUUUUCACGGCCCCAGUGUUCUACCCAGGUUCUGCUCGGGUGAAGGUCAAUCUGUUCUCUCCUUCGCAUCAACCCGCUGUAACAUUCUAUUCACAUCUUGCAUUCAGCACUGUACAUACAGUCCGACUACUGACAAGGGAAUGGACGGCAUCAGUUUUUACUCUUCCUUGCUCCAGCAUUCCCCCACCGAGAAGGUUUGAACGAAGGAAACGCUCGUACUGAACUGGGCAGUGAAAACCCAGUCGCCUCCAGUACUCCUCCACAAACUCACUGUUUGAAGUGUACAAGGUUACGCUAUUAUUGUGUUUGAUUUCUGACUUGUAGCCAGCUUGUGUAAGAAUACUUGCAGAAUGAAUUCAAAAGAACAAUGCUCACACUAUCGACCUGUUAUAGAGUGUAUAAUUGUAUUAACACUGAAGCCGGAACUGGCUACUUUUUUAACAUAUUGUUAAGUAAUAUUAAAAAAAAUCAUGUCUUUCUUUUCGAAAGAUGGAAUACAGUAGUAUGGCAG